AUGCAGAGAGGAGGCUUAGGGGAGCGGGGAAGGGAGGGUGGCGGGAAGCGGCGGGGUGCGCCCGUCAUCUCCUCGGGACAGCGACCCUACGUCUCUCACCCGCCAGAGAGGAAAUCACUUGGAACCUUCUCCCAUUCAUACACAGGUUUUUGCCACACCUGCCUCCCCCUCCCUGACAGCGGCCUACAAGUCCCAGGCUGCCUCGCGGGGCGGCGUCACUCCCCUCGCGUCCCCCCCUCUCCCUUGGACAGAGUGAAUAAAGGUUCCGUUGUGGGCUCACUGCGGGCUGGUCUGUUAUCGUCUGCGGGUGACGGAAGCCCGGGGGUGGGUGGGCGGCGUGCAGCCGGUGGGCGGGCGGGCUGGGGCGUAGCGAGGCUGGGGCUCUCCCUUCUCUCCACAUUGGGGGGCGGGCAGAAGGGAGGCGGGAGGCCGGGCGGGCCGGCGGCCUGGGGCCGAGCCGCGAAGACGGAGCGGUCGGAGGAGAUGGAGGGCGGCGGCGGCGCCGGCAGCGGGGGUGGGACGGCCCUGCGCGGGAGCGGCCCGGCCUCGGGCCCCGGCCCCGGCCCCGGCGGCGGCGGCGGCAUCGGGCUGGCUCGGGAGCUGGGCCGGGCCUUCGCCCACCACCGCCUCUACCUGAAUCGGCUGCAACAGAACCUGAGCGAGACCCAAAAGUUCUUUGGCGACAUCCAGUGCUCCUACCACUGCAGCUUCCCCCCUUUGUCCCCAGUCCCGGGCGGCGAUGUCUCCGCGGGGCACUUGAGCUGCAUUUCCUUCCCGCCCCAUGAAGAAGAGUGCCUCCAGUUGAUGGUGAACUGCCUUCCCUGUAUCUUCAUCCUGGGCCAGGACUGUAAUGCUAAGUGCCAGCUGCUGAACACGUUACUGGGGGAGCGGAUACUGCCCACCACCAAGCGGGGCAGUGAGGACAGCUGUAAGCGACGGCGCCUCCACUUCACUAAUGGGAAUCAGACUCGGGUCAGCCUGGCACUACCUGGCCAGUAUGAACCAGUGCACACUGUGGCCUCCCAUCAGGGCAAGUGGGAAACCAUUCCUGAGGAGGACCUGGAGGUUCAUGAGGACAGUGGGGACCCUGCCCACAUCUUGGCAGAAUUGGAGGUGACAAUACACCAUGUUUUAUUACAGGAAGUGGACAUCGUGGUUUUGCCGUGCCGUGGGUUCCAGCCCCCAGUGGAUACUCUAGGUGAGUUAGUGAAUGGUGUCCUGCCUGUGGUGAUCUUUGCCAUCAACAAGGAUGAACUCUCAGAAGGAGAUGAGGAAGAACUGAGAGCCAUCCAGGAACGGCUUUCUCUGCCUAUAUUCUUUUUCAAAGUGCCAAAGCUGGGCUCUGAGCUGAUUUCCCCCAAGAGAAGAAUGGAGACUGAAAGAUCAUCACUUCACCGACAGCUAGUUGACCUGAACUACCUGAAUGAUAGUCACCAUAACUGUGGGACCCUUGGCCUAAAUGCCAAAGCUCAGAGCAUGUUGGUGGAACAGAGUGAUAAGCUAAGACAACUGAACACAUUCACUCAUCAGGUGCUACAAACGCACCUUGUCGAUGCAGCCACGAUUCUGAACCUGGUGCACUGCCGGUGCCUGGAUAUCUUUAUUAACCAGGCCUUUGACAUGCAGCGGGACCUGCAGAUCACUCCCAAGCGGCUCGAGUACACUCGAAAGAAGGAAAAUGAGUUGUAUGAAUCACUGAUGAACAUUGCCAACCGCAAGCAGGAGGAGAUGAAGGAUAUGAUCGUGGAGACUCUCAAUAUCAUGAAGGAAGACCUUCUGGAAGACGCUGCCAACAUGGAGUUCAAAGAUGUCAUCAUCCCUGAGAAUGGGGAGCCAGUGGGCACCAGAGAGAUAAAAUGCUGCAUCCGUCAGAUUCAGGAACUCAUCAUCUCUCAGCUUAACCAGGCUGUGGCCAAUAAGUUGAUCAGCUCAGUGGACUAUCUUCGUGAGAGCUUUGUGGGAACCCUGGAACGGUGUCUGCAGAGCCUAGAAAAGUCCCAAGAUAUUUCAGUCCACAUCACUAGUAACUAUCUCAAACAGAUCUUAAAUGCUGCCUAUCAUGUUGAAGUUACAUUUCACUCAGGGUCAACAGUAACCAGGAUGCUGUGGGAGCAGAUCAAACAGAUUAUCCAGCGAAUCACAUGGGUGAGUCCACCUGCUGUUACUCCAGAGUGGAAGAGGAAGGUGGCCCAGGAUGCCAUUGAGAGUCUCAGUGCCUCCAAGCUGGCCAAGAGCAUUUGCAGCCAGUUCCGGACCCGGCUUAAUAGCUCUCAUGAGGCAUUUGCAGCCUCCCUGCGGCAGUUGGAAGCUGGUCAUUCAGGCCGGCUAGAGAAAACUGAAGACCUGUGGUUGAAAGUUCGGAAAGAUCACGCCCCCCGCUUGGCCCGUCUGUCCCUGGAGAGCCGCUCCCUGCAGGACGUCUUGUUGCAUCGUAAACCUAAACUGGGCCAGGAGUUAGGCCGGGGACAGUAUGGUGUGGUGUACCUGUGUGACAACUGGGGAGGCCAUUUCCCCUGUGCCCUAAAGUCCGUUGUCCCUCCAGAUGAGAAGCACUGGAACGAUUUGGCAUUGGAGUUUCACUAUAUGAGGUCUCUGCCCAAGCAUGAGCGUCUGGUGGAUCUUCACGGUUCCGUCAUCGACUACAACUACGGCGGUGGCUCCAGUAUUGCGGUGCUGCUCAUCAUGGAGCGGCUACACCGGGACCUUUACACAGGGCUGAAGGCCGGGCUGAUUCUGGAGCUGCGCCUGCAGAUAGCUUUGGAUGUAGUGGAGGGAAUUCGCUUUCUACAUAGCCAGGGGCUUGUCCAUCGUGACAUCAAACUAAAAAAUGUGCUGCUUGACAAGCAGAACCGAGCCAAGAUCACUGACCUGGGUUUUUGCAAGCCUGAGGCUAUGAUGUCUGGCAGCAUUGUGGGUACCCCAAUCCAUAUGGCCCCAGAGCUCUUCACAGGGAAGUAUGACAAUUCUGUGGAUGUCUAUGCUUUUGGGAUUCUCUUCUGGUAUAUCUGCUCAGGCUCCGUAAAGCUCCCUGAAGCAUUUGAAAGGUGUGCCAGCAAGGACCACCUCUGGAACAAUGUGCGCAGAGGAGCCCGUCCAGAGCGACUCCCAGUGUUUGAUGAGGAGUGCUGGCAGCUGAUGGAAGCCUGUUGGGAUGGUGAUCCCUCCCGGCGGCCUCUCCUUGGCAUUGUUCAGCCCAUGCUCCAGGGUAUCAUGGACCGGUUGUGCAAGUCAAACUCCGAGCAACCAAGCAGAGGACUGGAUGAUUCUACUUGAAGGCUCUUUCUCUGUCUCAUUCUCCCACCCUCUCUCUUCCUCUUUCUUUUGUUUUUAAACUCCCUGGUUGUAGGAAGAACUUGGCGUUGUAUACAUCGUAGGAAGCACCUGAGGGUACUGUUUUUGACUGUGUAACUUGAGACGACCUCAAACUGUGGUGACUUCAGUCAGCUGUGAGAAGUUGGAUUGUUGUCCCACCAUAUUUGUUCAUUCUGUAUUCACCAAUGGUCCAAGCUGUCUCUUUGGGGAAAAAGACUAGUCAUCUAGGUCACAGAAAAAAGCUGAAGAGUGGGAGAUUUGGCCUUCAGAGCCAGAGCAAAUCCCACCUCCUCAUUUCAAAGAUGCAUGAAUUUUUCCAAAGUACUGACUGGAUGGGGUAUUGUGAUAUCAGUAAUAUGAAGAGAUAUCAUCUGGCUGACUUUUGUUCUGUCAGGGUUAAUUAGUUUGGUUCCAUCCAGUGGUCAGAAUAGAACCUCAGAAAUGUCAAGUUUAGGUGAUGGAAUUUGGGGAGAGGAAAGGUGAGAGAGGGCCGGAGGGAGAAAGAGAAUUCUGUAGAGAUGUGUUUGGUUCCUGCUGACUGUAACCAGAGCUUCUUGCCUGCAGUGGCAUGAAGCCUCGAGUUUGUGUGGCUGUAAAUAAAGUCAGCAGUGCUCUUUGCAUUGCCAGAUAUGUUUACAUUUGGGGAGAAGGUUUUACCCUUAUACCCAGUUUAAAAUGUUUGGGUGAGACCCAAGAAAUAAGAAACACCCUGGAGGGAAUUGGCUCUUAUGGGGGUUACCUGUGUUCAGACCCCCUAGAAAGAUAACCGGUUUGUGUUUUUCAAUGUUUGUAAAACAAAUCUUUCUUUUUAUUUUUUGAACCUAACACACUGACAUUUUUAAAUCCUGCUUAUUAUCAGACAUUUUAACCGAGCUUCCUUCUACUUUUUGUUCUUCUCUCUGUCUUUUAAAUAUCAUUUGCUAGAAGACAAAAUAGUGGAUGAGAAAGAAAAGAGCACUGUAGCAAGUCCAUGAGUGUGCACAAUUACUGCAUCUAUCUUGUCUGAUUAGGAGGGUCACUCCUUGUUUUGCAGUUGGCAGUGGAACAUAGAAAUGUCCUUGGGGAGUCUUCACACAGAGGAGGUUAAGGGGAAGAUAUCUGGUUCUGGUAUGUGAGGGACUCUAUGGUCAUCUCAGUUCUGGACCUCAGCGUAUCAGCUACCCAACUCUCUCUUUUAAAGAAGAAGAGUAAAGAGAGGACAGAAUUGACAGGGUUGGUUGGCUGGGAUGAGAAGCUUCCACCUGUCACUCCCUGUGUUACAGCUGUAAUCUGCUGUUCCUAAAGUGUCUGGAACACAUUGCAACCAGGAUCCUUCCAGUUGGAAGUACAGAAUGAACGUUGCAUUUGUUGCUGGAAUUUUCUAGGCAGAAAGAUUGUCUUGACUAUUAACAUGCAGCAAAAGGAGAGUGUUAGAACCUAGGGUUUGAAGUCUGGCCUGAUUGACUCUUUAGCUAUCCUGAGCAGAAGUUCCAAUUAUAAUCAAGAACUUUCAGUUGCAAUUGAAGACAUAGCCAGCCAUUUAUCUUUGAGUCCUUAGGCAUCACAUUCCUUGUAGUGGACUAUCUAGUGCAGCUCUUCCUAGCUAAGAAAAUGCCUUAGGGGGGACAGCUAGGUGGCACAGUGGAUAGAGCUCCAACUUUGGAGUCAGGAAGACCUGAGUUCAAAUC
Vombatus ursinus (common wombat) is the source of this 4979-nucleotide messenger RNA. RefSeq names its product dual serine/threonine and tyrosine protein kinase (gene DSTYK). Gene Ontology annotation, biological process: protein phosphorylation. The record is from RefSeq and is a predicted model, not a curated record. Gene Ontology annotation, molecular function: protein kinase activity; ATP binding. NCBI's taxonomy places the organism in Eukaryota, Metazoa, Chordata, Mammalia, Diprotodontia, Vombatidae. The transcript has 14 exons. Bases 1 to 3273 code for a protein of 1090 amino acids.